Messenger RNA from Psammomys obesus (fat sand rat), 1901 nucleotides. RefSeq names its product perilipin 5 (gene Plin5). Gene Ontology annotation, biological process: positive regulation of triglyceride storage; lipid storage. NCBI's taxonomy places the organism in Eukaryota, Metazoa, Chordata, Mammalia, Rodentia, Muridae. Gene Ontology annotation, cellular component: cytosol; lipid droplet. The transcript has 9 exons. Bases 123 to 1514 code for a protein of 463 amino acids. The record is from RefSeq and is a predicted model, not a curated record.
CUCGGGGUAGGGGCGCCUGGGAUAUCCGCGAGGUCUGAGCUUCGGACCCAGGGACCUGAGUCUGCAGCUGCUACCUCCACCUCCGCAAGGGGGGCUGCUGUGCGGGUCUGUCCCUGCUGGAAAUGGACCAGAGAGGUGAAGACACCGGUGUGGUGCCACACAGCAGGGUGUCGGAUGAUGAAUCAGCUCAGGACCCUGGAUCCACCCUGGGGGAACUGGGCCAGCAGAACGCGGUGAAGCGCGUGGUGGCCUUGCCCCUGGUCAAGGCCACGUGCACGGCCGUGUCUGGUGCUUACAACGCUGCCAAGGACAGGCACCCGCUGCUGGGCUCGGCCUGUCGCCUCGCUGAGCACUGUGUCUGCAGCAUGACCGCCUGCGCCCUGGACCGCGCACAGCCGCUCCUGGAGCACCUGCAGCCCCAGCUGGCCACAGUGAAUGACCUUGCCUGCCGAGGACUGGACAAACUGGAAGAAAAGCUACCCUUCCUGCAGCAGCCGUCAGACCUGGUGGUGACAUCAGCCAAGGAUGCAGUGGCCAAUAGCGUCACAGGCGUGGUGGACCUGGCCCGGAGGGGCCGGCGUUGGAGCGGGGAGCUGAGACGCUCGGUGAGCCAAGCCAUGGACAUGGUGCUGGUGAAGUCAGAGGAGCUGGUGGAUCACUUCCUGCCCAUGACUGAGGAUGAGCUAGCGGCCCUGGCAGCAGAGGCCGAGGGUCCGGAAGUGGGCUCCCUGGAGGAGCAGAGGCGGCAACAGGGCUACUUUGUGCGUCUGGGAUCCCUGUCGGCACGCCUCCGCCAUCUAGCCUAUGAACACUCUUUGGGGAAAUUGAGGCAGAGCAAACACCGCACCCAGGACAAGCUGGCCCAGAUACAGAAAACCCUGGAGCUGAUUCACUGUAUGCAGAGCGGGGCAAGCCCCGCCCCUGCUGUCCAUCCCCCAAGGGAGCAGCAGCUGUGGGGGGGCCUGAGCCCAUGGCAAGAGAAUGGGCGCAGCCACAACCAGGUGGAGCUGGAGACGCUGGCCCUGUCUCGCAGCCUGACCCUGGAGCUACAGAGUGCAGUGGACGCCCUGGCAGGCUGUGUGCGGGGCCUGCCACCCAGUGCCCGGGCCAAGGUGGCCGAGGUGCAGCGCAGCGUGGACGCCCUGCACGCUGCCUUUGCUGACGCGCGCUGCCUUGGGGACGUGGCGCCCACUGCUCUGGCUGAGGGCCGGGGCAGUGUGGCCCGGGCGCACGACUGUGUGGAUGAGCUGUUGGACUUGGUCCUGCGGGCUGUGCCACUGCCCUGGCUGGUGGGGCCCUUUGCACCUAUCCUGGUUGAGCGGCCGGAGCCCCUGGUCGACCUGGCCACUUGUGUGGAUGAGGUGGUGGGUGACCCUGACCCCCGCUGGGCACACAUGGACUGGCCAGCCCAGAAGAGGGCCUGGGAAGCUGAACACGCAGACCCAGGGGGAAGAGAGGCCGAGCCUCUGAGUGGCCAGGUCAAGCACACACUGAUGCCAGAGCUGGACUUCUGACCAUCAAGGCCCCUCCUGUCCCCCGGUGGUCACACACUCAGCAGACCAGAGCUUCCGCUCCCAGACCCCAGCAGGCGACUUUCAACCCCUCACAGGAGACUCUCCCUCUCCUACGAUCCAAAGCUGACACAAGAGAGGCUGAGGCAGGAGGACUGGGUUUCAGGCCAGCUUGAGCUGCCUUAUCAAGAUUGUCUCAAAGGAAAAACAAAAGCAAGUUGGCUCCAAGGAAGACAGGUGGCCUCAGUACCUACUGGGUGCUUGGAGCUCCUCAAAUCAAACAUUUUUGGCUGGUGAACCUCCAAGAUGCCCAGAUAACCCUGCUGGGCCAGAGUGGCCCAGCUGCUUUGCUGUUUGUGGUCCGGAAUAAAUGUGUUUGCUGUGCUCUGA